Molecule: messenger RNA, 7224 nt
Organism: Anguilla rostrata (American eel)
Lineage: Eukaryota; Metazoa; Chordata; Actinopteri; Anguilliformes; Anguillidae
Gene: suox
Product: sulfite oxidase
Exons: 4
Coding region: 3379-5181 (600 amino acids)
Biological process (GO): sulfur compound metabolic process
Cellular component (GO): mitochondrion
Molecular function (GO): heme binding; sulfite oxidase activity; molybdenum ion binding
Source: RefSeq, a predicted model, not a curated record
AUAGCGGACACAUUGCCAGUCUGCCAGCGUUCGCUGAAUGCUUUACCAAUUUCAAAUAACUUAAUACCUGCCCGGGCGAGUGUCUAGUUUGUUGGUUUUGCACAAAUGUGGAGCAAAUUUCUUGUAAAUAUCGAAUCGUUAACGCUGAAUCAUAUUGUGUAUUCAUUGUUUCUGGUUGUAAAUAUUCUAGCAUGUUUAAUUCGCCCUGCUUGAGGAUUUGGGUUUGGGUUUUGGUUAAGGUUAUUUACAAGUUAACGUAAAGCUGUGACAUGGAAAAUAAGAUGCCGUUCUUUUCCUUUCGUUAUCAGUUUCCUUAGACCUGGAUCAUACAAUUCCCACCGCAUCGCCAGGAGCUAUAGUUUCUUGUUUAAAUUCCAGUGCAAGUUUAUAAAAUGAACAGACUUACUUUUUCAUUCAUUUAGGCCUAUGAAAGAAAGACCUUAUUCUGGUCGGGGACUGAAAGUGUUUUCGGAGUGAAUAAAAGGAUGUAUGACGUGGAAAUAUGAUUAACAACUAUAUUUUAAAAAAUUUAAAUGCGUUUAGAACAAUUAUUAAUUAUUUUAAGACGUGCCAAACAGUGGAAAUAAUCGUCUCCAACAUUUUAGCGCCGCCGACGCUAUCAGGGCAACUUUGAAACAUUAUCUCGCCUGAGGCUGAUUUAUGACGAACAGUAAAACGUUUAAGUUUCAGUAAUCAAUUAUGGACGGAUCAUAUGAUAUUGGUAUCAGUUUAUAACCCGUCCAGGAGUAGUAAGAUGUAGUCCUAGAUGGUCCUCUUUUUUUUCUUCUCAAAAGCGUCUGGUCGGAUAGAUUCUAUAACGUUUUGAUGAUUUCAUUUGGAAGGGGAAAAGCUAAUUUCGUUGGGUUUAUUAAGUUUAAAUUUAUUACUGUAAUUUGCUGUGUGCAUGUUUAAUGUGAUUUGUCGGUGGAACGGUUUCUUUGUCAAACUUUAACCACUCUCUGACCGGGCGGCGAUCCAGUAUUUACUUGUUGUGAACCCUGAGUCUCUCCCCGAUUCGUCAGUUUAGGGGGCGUUGGAAACAUGUCCAGAGCUCUUUGAUUGUUUUGCCGAGAGACCAGUGAGCUCCAAGGCGCGCGUUUUGUAUAGCAGCUGAGGUCCAGUGAACCAAACCGGGCACGCUAGUUAGCUCCCCCAAAUUAGAUGAUUUUCUUGCGAAAACAUCGUCCACAUAGACCAUGAAACAGUGGGUUUCAAAUGCUGCAAGCAACAUGCAGACCUGCUGUAGGCUCAGAUAUUAGCUGCGUUGGUGGAUUAAUUCUGGCAUCCAUAUGCAAUAUCCAUUUCUCUCAUGAAAGUUUCUACGGAACGUGCAGUGUUUUUUUCGGUCAACCCCCCCCCCCCCCCCCAAACAUCCACUCUUUGGUCUUGCCUGUCCAGAGAUCAGUGUUCCAGACAUCUUGUGGUUCAUUGAGGAGCAAUUUUGCAAGCCUCCUGGCUACCCUUCCAUGAAAGCUAUGCUUGUUCAGUCUUUUCCUAAUGGUGGAGUAAUGAACUGUAGCAUUUACCAUGUUGACAGAGGCCUGUAGGUCCAUGAAUGUAACUUCAGGGUUCUUAGCAAUUUUUUUGAGCAUUAAGUGGGCUCAUCUUGGGAUGAAUUUGUUGGGACUCCCACUCCUGAGUAGAUUGCUGUCCAUCUUGAAUGUUCUUCAUUUGUAAAUGAUCUGUUGAAUAAUGGACUUCAUAUUGUUUAGAAAUGGCUUUAAACCCUUGCUUCUCUGAGAUCAACACAGAUAUAUUUUGCCCUUGGUGUGCUGUGUUAACGCAGACCUGAUCCAGACAGAAAUGUCUGCUUUUAUAUACAGGUGAUAGCACUACCUGAUGAUCAAGUAAUCAUGUGCCCAUGAUUGGCAGCAUCGUAAAAACGUCCCAUCCCUACUUCAGACCAUAAAACCUGAGUGCUCAUAUACAAGUCACUGUAAAGCCAGCUGGUUAUUAUAAACUUCUGUAAGUGUGUAAAAUAUCCUUCAUUACGCGAGUCACUAGUUUUUCCACAGGCAGUUUUCAUGUGAAAUCUCAGUGUGAAAUCAGGAGAGCCUUCUUUGAUCACUGUCCAAAUCAUCUUGAUAAGUUGUCAUGGUCAAUUUUCACGGUAUCUUUUGUCAUUAGCCUAAUUGAUGAUGCUUGUAAACGUUUGUUGUAAAGAUAUGCAUCUUUCUCCUGAAGCUGGUUGUAAAGGACAAGUAGUUUUUUUAUUUUUUUUGUGAAGUAGUUGGAUAAUUUUUUUUGUCUGUCCCAGAACUCCCUCCGUGACAUCAGUGUUCUUUUCUUGUGCCAAUAAUUUGUGCAAUAAUAACGUGAAAUUGAGUUCAGAUCAACCGUUCCUGUCAAAUCAUGGAUUUCAAGAGGGAGCUUUGUCAGAUCAAGUCUGCCAACUUGCUUGGGGGCCAAAAACCUACAGGGGGAAAAUUAAAGAAUUUAGUUUCCAUACAACAAGUCAUACCUGAUGGUUUCUUGAUGGUGAAGGGUGAUCUGUUAAUUUGACUACACAAUAGCCUAUAUUGAAUCAGUCUGCAUGAAAUUUACCAGGUAGAUACUGGUGCACUUGGUUACCCAAUGACUUUUUGUUCGAAAUUAUGUCCAUAUUACUUUCCUUCUGCUCCCUGUGUUAGGAAAACAGAUAGCUUUUAUGAGGUUAUUAACCACUAAGUGCAUGAUUAGUCAGGUCAUUGUGCUGAUCCAGUGUCUAUGGACACUCCAUAGGAUAUUGAUUGUAAUGAAAUUUUAAAUUAAUAAUGGUGAGUCAUGUGAUUAAGAAAGUGAACAAUCCCUUCAAAACAUAACUUUUAUAAAGGUAGCGUCUGUUCUUUCCUGGUCGUUUUUUCCAUCAGAUGAACAAAAAAUUAGAUAUUUCCAGAUAAAAUUCUAAAACUGAAGCAGGGAAUACAAAGCAAGCCUUCAUGCUUUAUAGCUGGCUGACAUUUUUCAUUUGAACCUGGCGCACAAUGCACAAGUUGACAGGCGGUGUGGUGAAAUUCACAUUGAAGGGGUGGUUCACUCAAAAAUAGGGUUGGGUAUCAUUUAGAUUUUAUUGAUUCCGGUUACCAUUUUAAUUCUGUCGAAUCCGGUUCUUAUCGAAUCCUGGUUCUGAUACCUGUCACACUGUUUGAGUGCAAAAAGAAACCAAAAUGUGUUGUACGCCAAACCAAUAGUGGAGGUGGAUGGGUGAGGUGGAAUGGGAGGUUUGCUGUUGUGGCCGAAAAAUCUGUGGAAUCUGUGUGACGCUGUCGAGUCAGCAUGGACCAGAAUCCCGAAGGAAUGUUUGCCGCACCUUGCUGUUGAAUCCCUGUCCUGAAGAUGUCAAGCUGUUCCUGAGGCAAAAAUGGGUCCUACCUGGUAUUAGAUAGGUGACCAAAUGCAAUGCUGCUCUUCAGACACUGUCCAGGUCUUACCCGGGUUGGGCUGCUCAAGCCUCAGAGGUUCCAGCCGAGGCCCGGGGCGGCCUCUGCUCUGGCCCCGUGGGCUCGCUGGGGCAGCGGCGGUGGCGGCGAUGGCGGCGGGGGGCGGGACUCGGGGCAGUACUUCCACGGUCGCGCCCCUGGCUGGGGCCACCUGUUUGCCGGGCUGCUGGCGGGGACAGGCGCUGUACUGGCUUACGGCCUUCACCAAAACCGGGUGGAACGGGCGGCCACCACCGCCCAGCCCGUGCGGGAAACCCCAAAGUUCCCCAUCUUCACGCAGGAGGACGUGUCUAAGCACCGCACCCUGGCCGACGGCGUGUGGGUGACCUACAAGGGCGGGGUUUAUGACAUCACCGACUUUGUGGCGGUGCACCCGGGCGGCUCCAAGAUCAUGCUGGCGGCCGGGGGGGCGCUGGAGCCCUUCUGGGCCAUGUACGCCGUGCACGGGCAGGAGCACGUGCUGGAGAUCCUGUCCGAGUACAAGGUGGGCGAGCUCUGCCUGCAGGACCAGCGGCAGCAGCAGGUGGCGGGGGCCUCGUGCUCCGACCCCUACUCCGGCGACCCCCCCAGGCACCCCGCGCUGAGGGUCAACAGCCAGAAGCCCUUCAACGCCGAGCCCCCGUCCGAGAUCCUGUCGGAGAACUUCAUCACCCCCACCGCCUUCUUCUUCAAGCGGAACCACCUCCCCGUGCCCGAGGUGGACCCCGCCACCUACCGGCUGGAGGUCGAGGGGCUGCCGAACGGGCCGCUGUCCCUGUCGCUGGACGAGCUGAAGACGCGCUUCCCCAAGCACACGGUGACGGCCACCCUGCAGUGCGCCGGCAACCGCCGCUCGGAGAUGAACCGCGUCAAGCAGGUCAAGGGGCUCAACUGGGGCAUCGCCGCCAUCAGCAACGCCACCUGGGCGGGCGCCCGCCUCCGCGACGUGCUGCUGGCCGGCGGGUACGCCCCCGGCGGCGGCGGCGGCGCCGUCCGCCACGUGCAGUUCGAGGGCCUGGACAAGGACGUGACGGGCACCACCUACGGGGCGUCCAUCCCCGUGGGCAAGGCGCUGAGCGAGGAGGGCGACGUCCUGCUGGCCUACGAGAUGAACGGUGAGGAGCUGCCGGCCGACCACGGCUUCCCCGUGCGGGCGGUGGUGCCGGGCACGGUGGGGGCGCGCAACGUCAAGUGGCUGGGCCGGAUCGUGCUGAGCGCGGAGGAGAGCGCCAGCCACUGGCAGCAGAACGACUACAAGGGCUUCGCGCCCUGCACCGACUGGGACACGGUGGACUUCAAGUCGGCGCCGGCCAUCCAGGAGCUGCCGGUGCAGUCGGCCAUCACGCAGCCGGCGGAGGGCGGCGUGGUGGAGCGCUCCGCCGAGGAGGUGACGGUCAAGGGCUACGCCUGGAGCGGGGGCGGGCGGGAGGUGGUGCGGGUGGACGUGUCGCUGGACGGGGGCCGGACGUGGCAGGUGGCCCGGCUGCGGGGCGGGGAGGUGGAGGUGGAGGAGGAGGGGGAGGGGGAUGGGGAGGAGGGGGAGGAGGGGGAGGAGCGGAGGAGCGUCUCCCCGCCCCCGCCCCCUCCGGGCCGGGCCUGGGCCUGGAAGCUGUGGGAGCUGACGGCGCCCCUGCCCGAGGACGCCCGGGAGCUGGAGAUCGUGUGCAAGGCGGUGGACAGCAGCUACAACGUGCAGCCCGACUCGGUGGGGCCCAUAUGGAACCUCCGGGGCGUCCUGAGCAACGCCUGGCACCGCGUCCGGGUGACCGUGAGCGAGGACUAGGACCGCCCGUGGGUUCCCCUGAGACCGAGUUCGGCUCAGCGCACACAGAGCCGCGUUCUGAUCCCGACUGAACCUCCAGGGGCCCCGGGCCAGGGCCCCAGGGCCCCACACACUGUUCGUCUGUGAGAGGGGGAGGAAUCCGCUCUGCUCUGUAACUUGGUCUCAGCUUUGAAUAGGAAAAUGCAGCGAUGAAAGAAAAAACACCGUUACUGACUCAGGACCGAAAAUUCAAAGCAGGAUCCUCCUCCCGUCUGUUUCCUUCACGCACAAACAGAAGGACCUUUUUCGUGGUUGUGAGAAAUGAAUUGGGGUAAAUGGCUUUGGUGGAAAACUAGGUUUAUGAAGACAUAGCGGCCUGGGAGAUUAUAACCCAACAGCUGCUUAAAAUACACCACAUACAACACAUGAGCUCACUGCAGUCUAUCCCUUGGAAGGUUCUAGAAGACUCCUUCACAUUUGGAUUCUGUAACAAUUUAAAAAUAAUCUUUAUUUUAUCAAAAAUUUAUCUAAUUUUUUAAUUUAGUCACCCACUUUAAAUUUUAUAUGAAAACGAUAUAAUUAUCUGCUUCCUACUUUGAGAAGCUAAUAUAAAUAAACACAUUUUAUCUUCAGCAUGACCAAAGAACAUCACUGGAUUCCCUACCUUCCAGUGAUUGCUUAUGAUAAAGUCAUGAAGCACUAAUGUUCUAACUACAAAAUAUAAUAUUUCAGAAUUGUACUAUAUUAUGCCGGCUGCUCUAACAUAACUGAUACCUGCUUGUUUGGCUCCGCCUACGGCUUCUGAUAAGUGUCUGACAGUCACUGGCGAACAAGCAAGAAGGACAUCAAUGGUUUCACAUUUUAUUUGGGCCAGGCGCCAACCAUGUGAAAGUAUGCUUUUAUUUAGCCUUUUAUCAUUUUAAUUUUCCUUUAUCCGUGAAUAUCUUAUUUGUCACAAAACUUGGGUGAUCUUUGUACUUGGUUGGUUCAAGUGACGCUACCACUCAAUUGUGCCAUUUAUGUGUUCUAUGGAGUAUUCCACUGAAUAUUCCAUCAAUAAUGAUUGGUCUGUGAUUGUGAAAUUUUAGAUACUUUAUAAAUGAUCAAAAAGUCUUACAAAUCUCUUAGCAAUUGUAUGGCUGCCACAUGCCCAUCAAUUUUAACUGCUUUAUUUAUCGUUGUUGCGUUUAAAUUAUCCGGUCAUGACCUGGUGGUGGGUCUGGCCUUUUUGUGGAUUUCAUUUUUUUUUUUUCGUCCGCACCUUCAUAGGAACUAGCCAGAGAUUUAGGGUUUUAACAAACAAGCUAAGCUCAUGCUAACAUUUGAUAGACGUAGACUGCUUUAAAUAAAGCUCACUAAACAUGAUUUAAGACUAUUCUUACAUCUUGUUGGAUGAUAAUUGUAAUUUCCAUUUGAUGUCUGUAUGCAUGGUUUCAAAUGUAGGUAGACAAUUAUUCUUAAUUUGACAGGUGUCAUGAUGAUUCAUGUUUGCUGGGUUCAUUAUUGGAGUCAAUAAGCUAUAUUUCAAAAGGCAGAAUUCUGCUUAUUGGUUUGUUAUGGAUUUAAAGAUGUGAUUUGCAGUGAAGGGAUUUGGUGACUGUUUUGUAAAGAAUAGGAAAUUUACCUGUAGUCAUUAAUGUUGGAUAUUUGAUUAAAAAUUGUUCAGCCACGUUUAAAGUAACAGUGGAUAAAGGUAUUCAUACUGGAUAUUUUACUUAGUGUGUCCGUUACUGCUGAAACCGGGUAGCACAGGUUUUGCUCCUGGGUCUUAAACAAACUGAAGACUGAGUAAUCAAGGGACAAAAAGCACUUUAAUUGUUUGUUUCUGUGUCAUAACAGUGUUGAAUCCUUUUCCUAACAUUCAUGUGUCAUCUUGAAUCAUUUGCAAUUCCAGCAGGUCUACUACAGUGCCUUAAGAUUUGUUUUAAAAUAGUAUAAUUUAUUGGUGUAUGAUCAAUCAUAUUUUAUUUUUAGACAUUGUCUAAUUAAAUUACGUGCAAUUUAUGAAUGCAACAGUGUGGUUGUGCUUUUCAUGUUGGUGUAAUAAAAAUGUAUUUUUCUGUG